Penicillium lagena is the source of this 846-nucleotide messenger RNA. Its product is annotated as Short-chain dehydrogenase/reductase SDR. The record is from RefSeq and is a predicted model, not a curated record. NCBI's taxonomy places the organism in Eukaryota, Fungi, Ascomycota, Eurotiomycetes, Eurotiales, Aspergillaceae. The transcript has a single exon. The coding region runs from base 1 to 846 and encodes 281 amino acids. Gene Ontology annotation, cellular component: endoplasmic reticulum; lipid droplet. Gene Ontology annotation, molecular function: triacylglycerol lipase activity; acylglycerone-phosphate reductase (NADP+) activity. Gene Ontology annotation, biological process: phosphatidic acid biosynthetic process; triglyceride catabolic process.
AUGUCUCUUCCUAGAAAGAAAGUCCUGAUAACCGGGUGUUCGGACGGUGGCCUGGGCUGUGCCCUUGCUAUUGCCUUUAAGGAUGCUGGCCUACACGUGUAUGCCACAGCUCGCGACCCUUCUAAAAUGAGCGAAGUGAAAUUGCACGGAAUCGAAACACUUACGCUGGAUGUGCAGUCGUCUAACUCAGUCACCGCCUGCGUCAGCAAACUCUCUAGCCUGGAUAUUCUGGUGAACAAUGCUGGUGGAGGUUACAGCAUGCCAUUUUCGGAUCUGUCUAUUCCGGAGGCGAAGAGAUUGUUCGAUCUCAACGUGUGGUCUUAUCUUACGAUCACUCAAGCCUUCUUACCGUUACUUUUACGAUCUAAAGGAAUGGUCGUCAAUCACACGUCCGCCGCAUCUAUGUGCACUGUGCCAUUUCAAUCCGCAUAUAAUGCCUCGAAAGCUGCUAUAGCGGCAUUUUCUGAUUCGCAGCGCUUAGAGCUCGAGCCGUUUGGUAUCAAGGUUGUGGACUUGAAGACUGGGAUGGUAUCAUCCCAUUUUCAACAGAAUUUACGGAAAUCGACACCUAUUUCUUUACCCACAGAUUCAAUCUACAACUUGGCGAAGGAAAAGGUGGAGGAUAUGAUCCGGGCUGAAAGACUUGAACAGUCAGGUAUGCCUGCCGAGCAAUGGGCAAAGCUGAUUGUGAAUGACCUUUUGUCGGACAAUCCGCCGUCGCGCAUUUGGAGAGGAAACCAGGCAGAGGUAGUGCGAGAUUUGACGACUUGCUCAUCUGAGACUUUGGAAAGUAUUGUGAAGGACGUUACGGAGUUCCGCCUUGUCGAAGAAUUGCUACACCAAUGA